GUGCCUUUGAAAUCACCUGCACGGGCUUCCUGUGGCCCUAGGUGGGAGGGAGGACAUCUUUGUGCUCAUCGAGGAGGAGUCUGCUGGUAGACUUCGAGUAGCAGCCUGGCCACCGCCUUCUUUCUGCUCUCCACCUCCCCCCUCCUCUACCUCAUCCGCGACUGCAGCAGCAUCCCGGUGCCUCAUGGAUGCAUGAAGAAAGCCUGAAGCACGGCACCUCCCGCGCCACGAUGGGCCGCGAGUUAUUCACUGCGUUGCUUUGUUGAUAUUGAUUGAUAUUUCAGUUAUCAAAUAUGAAUCAUGCAUUUGAUAUUUCUGGCCACUUUGCUCCUCAGCAUCCAUUCGCCCUGGCUUCGUUCAUCCCUAGCUUCAUUCGUUUCACAAGGAGUAGAGGACAAGGUUGAGAGGGACGCAGUGCCAGCACUGCUGAAGCAACAGGCAACUGCAGCACCUGUUACAGACAACACAACACACCAUGCAGUGGAGCAUGUGAUCACCUACCCUUCACGAUUGAUCUUCUACCUAAAUGAGGAUUCAGAGAGCACCUACCAUGACUUGGACACCCGGGUCAAGAACCAAGGCACAGAGGACCAGGCAGUCCACCUUGCCCAAGCCAGCUUCCAGUUAGAGGCAUUCGGCUCCAGAUUUGUUCUGGAUCUAACGUUGAACACUGACUUGCUGUCUUCAGAUUAUGUUGAGAUCCACUAUGAAGGGGGCAAGCCUGUUCUAUCAAAGGGCGGUGAGCACUGUUACUACCACGGUGAGGUGAGAGGGAACGACAACUCCCACGUGGCCUUAUCUACCUGCAACGGGCUGCACGGGAUGUUUGAUGAUGGAGCCUAUGUGUAUCUAAUUGAGCCCUUACAACAGACUCAUUCAAUUGAUACAGCUCCGAGGCCUCACAAACUAAGAAGAACCACUUCCUUUCACUGGGACAACGAUUCAGAGGAACAAGUGGAGGAGGAGCAGCUCUUCUCAGAGCUUGAUGACUUGUCCUGGCUGAAGCGCAGGAAAAAGCGAGCUAUGCCUCGGAGUAUAUUUGAGGAGAUGAAGUAUUUAGAAAUCAUGAUUGUCAGUGACCACAGUUUGUUUAAACGACACAAGACCAAGCCGUACAUGAGGAAUUUUGCCAAGUCAGUGGUGAAUAUUGUGGACGGGUGGGGGGGCAGUAUCUUCAAAGAGCAACUACAUACACGUGUGGUGCUCGUUGCUGUGGAGAUAUGGACAGACAAGGAUCAGAUCCCCAUUAGCGUGAGGCCACUGGAAAUGCUGCGAGAUUUCUCCAAGUACCGGCAGCAGAGCAUCAAGCACCACGCCGAUGCCGUUCACCUCUUCUCAAAUGUGACCUUCCACUACCGCCGAAGCAGUGCAGCAUACUUUGGGGGCAUGUGUUCCAUAAGCCGUGGAGUAGGGGUCAAUGAGUAUGGCACCACCGGGACCAUGGCAGGGUCUCUGUCCCAGAGCCUGGCACAGAAUCUGGGCAUCCAGUGGGACCCGGCGUCUAAGAGAAAGGAAUGUGGGUGUGCUGACUCAUGGACUGGCUGUAUAAUGGAGGACACUGGGGUCCAACACCCACGGAGAUUCUCCAAAUGCAGCAUUUCAGAUUACAAGGAGUUCCUCUUGAAAGGUGGAGGCUCAUGUCUAUUUAACAGGCCAACCAAGCUGUUCCAGGCCACAGAAUGUGGAAAUGGAUUUGUAGAAGUGGGAGAGGAGUGUGACUGUGGAGCAAGAGCUGAGUGCUAUAAGGAGUGCUGCAAGAAGUGCUCCCUCGCCAAUGGGGCGCACUGCAGUGACGGCCCAUGCUGCAAUAUCACAUGCCUGUUCUAUCCUCGAGGUUACGGUUGCCGCUAUGCUGUGAAUGACUGUGAUAUCUCAGAGACCUGCUCUGGGGACUCUGGACAGUGCCCUCCCAACCUUCAUAAACAAGAUGGUUACCUCUGCCAGGUUAACCAGGGUCGCUGCUACAAUGGAGAGUGCAAGACCAGAGAAAGCCAGUGUAAAUACAUCUGGGGGCCAAAGGCUGCCAGCUCAGAGAAGUUCUGCUAUGAGAAACUGAACACAGAGGGCACAGAGAAGGGCAACUGUGGAAAAGAUGGUGACAGAUGGAUCCAGUGUAGCAAACACGAUGUAUUCUGUGGUUACCUUUUGUGUGCCAACAUUGGUCGCGGCCCACGCAUUGGAAUGAUGAAAGGAGAUAUUACCCCCACCACUUUCAACCAUCAAGGCAGGCUGGUAGACUGCAGUGGUGGCCAUGUCCUUUUAGAUGAUGAAACUGAUUUAGGCUACGUGGAGGAUGGAACUCCCUGUGGGCCGUCAAUGAUGUGCCUUGACCGCAAGUGUCUGCCCAUUCAGUCACUCAAUACGAGUACCUGCCCCAGUGGACCUAAUGGACAGGUGUGCUCUGCACAUGGGGUGUGCAACAAUGAAGCCACAUGCACCUGUGACACCACGUGGGCAGGGACAGACUGUAGCAUGCCUGACCCACCUAAAGAGCCACCCACUCAGGAUGAAGGACCCAAGGGUCCUAGUGCCACCAAUCUAAUAAUAGGCUCCAUCGCCGGAGCCAUCCUUGUGGCUGCCAUAGUGCUGGGGGGGACUGGAUGGGGCUUUAAAAAUGUGAAGAAACGGCGAUAUGACCCCAACGCCACAGCCAUUUAACCUAAGGAGAGAUGGCUAUCACAGAAGGAUUCCUCCAAGGCUUCCUCAGUUGCCUACCUGACAGCUGGACUGCACUUAUUGCUGCUGAUCUUUGGCAUUAGAUUUACUUGAAAAAGACAUAGUGGACAUUUUAACAAACUCUAUUGUAGUGACAUUAGAAAUGCAGCCUUUUCAACUCCACCUCACCCAUAUAACGACCUCCCCCCACCCACCCUUAUCUUUAGAGUGACUGAGCUCCUCUUCCAUCCUUUAGUGCCAGUGCACAGGCAUUCAGGCGGAACCCACACCAGUCUCUCACCUGGCAUGAUUAUCCGCACAAAGCGUGCUGCUUGCUGGCCUCCUGGCAUGAAGAGUCCUCUUUACAGGGCUCUGCAUGGCUAUGAAAGCUCUGAAUAUACAGCAAAAAAAAACAAACAAAAAAAAAAAGAAUAAAAAGGAAUCAUCUAACAGAGGCGAAAGCCUCACUAAAAACCAAACAAAAUGGAAAGCCAACAUAAGCUCCUAUAGUUCAAGUUUAAGUGAAUGUGAGAACCCAUAAGGGCAGUGCAGACCCACAUAGUGAAUGCGCACACACAAAAUUGUACAUAAAUUAAGGGUUCAGGUUUGGACUUAACAUCAUAUUUUACAAGUACAUUAGCUGCUUUUAUUUAUUUAUUUUUUCAAAAGCAUGUUACACAAUGGGUGUUUUUGGCAGUGUUGUUUAAAAAAAACUGCAAUUAUGAUUUGGGCCAAAACUGUAACGCAAGCUGCACAGUGUGCUGUGUUUGUCGGGACAAAGGUCAAAGAUUUUCUUCAGUGGACAGAGCAGCUCCCCCCCCCCCCACCCAAAAAAAUAUCUUGAGCAGAGCGGUGACUCAGAAGCCAAAGAACCAAUCACCUGAAUAUAUGGAUGUUGUUGAACACAGAGCACUUUCCCCCCUCUGUCCGCAGCCAGUGGUGCCUAUCCUACUGCUGAGGGCGUGUAGUCUGUCCAUGCAGGCACUCACCUGUCCAGCCAGGUCUCACUGAACAGUCCUCAAUUAUUUCUGGCUUAGCCUUUUGCUUUCAUAAACUCUAAGUAGAAAUCAAGUUCAGCUCUACUGGUAACGCUGCAUGCUAUACUAUAGUGGGCUUACAAUUCUAUAUGGGAGUCCCCAAAAUCUGCAAGAAAAAUAUGCUACAAAAGAUAAGUGCAUGUCCACAACAAUGAACAUUAACUUUUAUUUACUAUGCAAAGAGAGAUAUUGCACAAUAGAAUGGGUAAUAAUGAUACCAUGACAUGGAAUUACAGAAUCCUCUGCUAAUCAUCGAAUCUUUUAUAUCUGGCCACUUCGACAUCUCACUUCAUUUCGCUUCAACAUACUCCGACUAUGAAUGGACAAAUAAAUAAAAAAGAAGAAGAACUGAAUGAAUAUUUCCAGUGAAACGUGAGAGGACUCUUUUACAUUUGUGGAACUGAAAAUCAUUUUUGUGUGUUUUUCAUCCAAUCUGAUAUUUUUAUUCACACAUAUGUACGCACACACACACACACACACACACAUACACACACACACAUACACAGACUGUAUGGUGCCUGUACAUAUUGAGGCCGGAACAGUUUCCUUGUGCAGGGCUAUUAUUUCCAGUCCAGCUGAUAGUUGGUGUGUUCCAGGUGCUGCCAUAGCACUGGCAUUGUUGUAAUCCUCCAUAUUACUCAUCGUCUGGUGUCUCUCUCACUGCAUCAUGUACAGUUGAACCAAUGAAUAAAUUACUGACAAAUUUUA
Molecule: messenger RNA, 4400 nt
Organism: Monopterus albus (swamp eel)
Lineage: Eukaryota; Metazoa; Chordata; Actinopteri; Synbranchiformes; Synbranchidae
Gene: adam23b
Product: ADAM metallopeptidase domain 23b
Exons: 26
Coding region: 301-2658 (785 amino acids)
Biological process (GO): proteolysis
Cellular component (GO): presynaptic membrane
Molecular function (GO): metalloendopeptidase activity
Source: RefSeq, a predicted model, not a curated record